This is a messenger RNA of Polyodon spathula (Mississippi paddlefish), 1015 nucleotides long. RefSeq names its product homeobox protein OTX1 B-like. NCBI's taxonomy places the organism in Eukaryota, Metazoa, Chordata, Actinopteri, Acipenseriformes, Polyodontidae. The transcript is spliced from 3 exons. Gene Ontology annotation, molecular function: RNA polymerase II cis-regulatory region sequence-specific DNA binding; DNA-binding transcription factor activity, RNA polymerase II-specific. Gene Ontology annotation, cellular component: nucleus. Gene Ontology annotation, biological process: regulation of transcription by RNA polymerase II; multicellular organism development. The record is from RefSeq and is a predicted model, not a curated record. The coding region runs from base 32 to 997 and encodes 321 amino acids.
AAAAAAAAAAAAAAAAAAAAAAAGCUUUAGCAUGAUGUCAUACCUCAAACAGCCUCCUUACGGAAUGAACGGACUGGGCAUAAGCGGUGCCAUGGACCUUCUGCAUCCUUCUGUCGGAUACCCUGCGACUCCAAGGAAACAACGGCGGGAGAGGACAACUUUCACGCGCUCCCAGCUAGACAUUCUGGAAGCGCUUUUUGCCAAAACACGAUACCCGGACAUAUUUAUGAGGGAGGAAGUAGCUUUAAAAAUAAAUUUACCCGAGUCCAGAGUUCAGGUGUGGUUUAAAAACCGGCGUGCAAAAUGCCGCCAGCAGCAACAGAGUGGAAACGGCGCCAAGGCAAGGCCAGCCAAGAAAAAAUCAUCCCCGACCAGGGAGAGCACUGGCUCGGACAGCAGCGGUCAGUUCACCCCUCCAACUGUGUCCAGCUCUGGGUCGUCCUCUUCGGCCAGCUCCACCUCUAGUAACACUGGGAUCAGUAACACCUCUACCUCCAUCAGCAACCCAGUGUCGUCCAUCUGGAGCCCAGCUUCCAUCUCUCCUGGUUCAGUACCACCUGUUGCCAUCCCAGAGUCUCUUCCUCCCACCAGCGCCUCCUGCAUGCAGCGGUCUGUCUCCAGUGCUUCAACAGCCUCCUACCCUAUGACCUACAGCCAGGCCACUGGUUACAGCCAAGGCUACCCAGCCCCUUCCAGUUCUUACUUCAGUGAUUGCAGCUCCUACCUGACUCCCAUGCACUCACACCACCAUCCCCACCAACUGAGCCCAAUGGCUCCUUCCUCCAUGUCUGGACAUCCCCACCAUCACUUGAGCCAGUCCUCAGGCCACCAUCACCACCACCACCACCACCAUCAGGGUUACACGGGAGCUGGAUUAGCCUUCAACUCCUCUGAUUGCCUGGAUUACAAAGACCAGUCGUCUUGGAAACUCAACUUCAACACAACAGACUGCUUGGACUACAAAGAUCAGGCAGCCUGGAGGUUUCAAGUCUUGUGAAAAAAAACAAAAAAAACA